AUGCAAUCUCAAUCAUCAUUAUUCCAUCUUCCUCGGGAGGUUCGCGAUAAGAUAUGGGAGUUCUAUCUUUCCUUUGACCAUGCUGAUUUCGGAGAUACGCUACGGCCCCAGAUUGUUUACUUCGGCGAUGUGCCAUAUUCGCGACAACUCCCGCCUUUGAUGCUUACCUGCAAGAGCCUAUAUCGAGAACUUAGUCCAGCAGUCCAUCGGGAGGCGAUCAUGCGCGUCGAGAUUCCCGGCUGGAACGACCGGCGGAUUGGGUUUGCUGUUAGGGGCAACUUGAAAUUCGACCGAUUAUUAAAGCUCUACCUUCUGAUAACCAUCGAACACCCCAAUUGGAAUAGUUGGCUGUCCUUCUUCGAAGAGGUUAUCAAACGUGCCGAAAAUAUCGAGACCCUGGUUAUUGAUUGGGGUCCGCGACCCGUCGAAUCCGUCGGCUGGGCGGGACGUGCAAACUUGAAAAAGGAAGACGAGUUCUUCGACGCGAUUAGGUCGCUCAAGAAACUUCAGAUAAUUCGGGUGUACGGUUGUAUCUCUCCCAGGUGGGCGAGCCGGUUUGAUGAGAUUGCAACACAUGCGCAUGUCGUUUGUCAUCGAUUCCGCUGGUGGCGAGAGCCUGGCUUAGAUUGA
Messenger RNA from Annulohypoxylon truncatum, 630 nucleotides. RefSeq lists its product as uncharacterized. The coding region runs from base 1 to 630 and encodes 209 amino acids. The record is from RefSeq and is a predicted model, not a curated record. NCBI's taxonomy places the organism in Eukaryota, Fungi, Ascomycota, Sordariomycetes, Xylariales, Hypoxylaceae. The transcript has a single exon.